CAUAUCAUUUUGCCUCCUAAUCAUCAACCAACAACUCCUCCUUUUUACUUGCAAAAAACUAUAAAUAAUAUAUUACCCAAAAGUUCAAAACUAUACACACGAUAAAAAAAAUAAAACUAUCCAUACACUAGACUAUGCAAACUCAAUUUUCUGAUCCCUACCCAUUUGAUAAGCAUGAAUCCUUUUCGCCGUCCGAUUCCACCACCAGUCGUCGCGCUGUUCAUUCUGACGAAGAAGUGCUGUUAGCCACGAGCUAUCCGAAGAAGCGAGCUGGGCGGAGAGUGUUCAAGGAGACUCGACAUCCUGUCUUUAGAGGCGUUAGGAAUAGGAAUAAUGACAAGUGGGUCUGCGAGCUACGUGAGCCAAAUAAGAAAUCAAGAAUAUGGCUUGGUACUUAUCCUACUCCUGAAAUGGCAGCUAGAGCACACGACGUUGCUGCAUUGGCUCUUAGAGGAAAAUCUGCUUGCCUUAACUUUGCUGACUCUGCUUGGAGGUUGCCUGUGCCUGUUUCUACAGACCCUAAUGAUAUCAGGAGAGCUGCACAUGAAGCCGCGGAGUUGUUCAGGCCUCAAGAAUUUGGAGGCCAAGUGACAAGAAAGUUCGGGUCGGUUGUGGAGCAGGAUGCUGGUGAAGCUUCAAGCAGUGAUUCGAAACAAGAAGUAUCAUAUAUCGAUGAAGAAGAUUUUCUUGACAUGCCAGGAUUGCUUGCACGUAUGGCAGAAAGGCCUUUACUUUCACCUCCGCAUUAUGCAAGGAAUGAUGGUAUGGAACUGGGUGAUCACUUGGAAGCUGAUAUUGAUGUGUCUUUAUGGAGUUAUUCUGUUUGACAUAUAUGUGCUAUAGAGAAGAUGACUGGAUGUAUACUUUUUUCACUACGAACUGGUUAUAUUUUGUAGCUUUCUUGAUUUUUUGCUUUUUUCUGUACCAUCUAUAUUUGUAAGAUGGUACAGAAUUAGCAGCUAGGGAUAGACAAGAUGUUCAAUUAAUUCAUUCAUUAGAAUUAAUCAAUUCCUGCACUGUAAAUAUCAUUUCUUUUGUCACAUGAAAAUCACGUAAACUUACCACUCUGCUA
Molecule: messenger RNA, 1072 nt
Organism: Ricinus communis (castor bean)
Lineage: Eukaryota; Viridiplantae; Streptophyta; Magnoliopsida; Malpighiales; Euphorbiaceae
Product: dehydration-responsive element-binding protein 1E
Exons: 1
Coding region: 135-827 (230 amino acids)
Biological process (GO): regulation of DNA-templated transcription
Molecular function (GO): DNA-binding transcription factor activity; DNA binding
Source: RefSeq, a predicted model, not a curated record